CCAAAUCUAAUACUCCCACUUCUUAUCAUCACUCUAGUAUUACACUGAUAACCCAUUUCCACCGGAAAUCAUUGGCAGAGCACCGGGCCAUUGGCCAUUCAUUCUAUUCCAACGUCAAAAGAUCGCCAAGUCAUAUUCUAUCAGUUUUAAAGGCUUCGAAUCCCAAAAGAGAUGCAAACCGGAGCCCUGAUUUCCUACAUGACGCCUUCCUCCUGCUCCUCCUCCUCUUCAUUGUAUCCUGUUCUUUGUAUUGCCUUUCCCGGCAUUGAAAUACGAAACGAUGUUUCAUUCCCUUGCAAGAUUCCUUCUGGGAUUGCGAGAGGUAGCAGGAAUCUCAAGGUCUCUCAGUUGAGUGCUGGCUUCUGGGAAGCAAUUACAUCUGGGUUUUCAAAGAAUAACAGUUUGGUCGAGCCUCCAUCUUCUGUCCAAGAAGAGGAAGAUCAUGUGCCUGAGGAAUUUAUUCUAGUUGAAAAGCCUCUACCAGAUGGGGCAGUUGAACAGAUUAUAUUUUCUUCUUGCGGGGAUAUUGAUUUGUAUGAUCUUCAAGAAUUAUGCGAUAAGGUUGGCUGGCCUAGAAGGCCACUGACUAAGCUCGCCACAGCUCUUAAAAAUAGCUACAUCGUGGCAACUUUACAUUCUAGAAUAGUAUCAACAGAAGAAGUUACUACUUGGCAGAGGUGAAUGUCCAAAAGAAGCUGAUAGGUAUGGCACGUGCGACAUCAGACCAUGUCUUUAAUGCUACCAUUUGGGAUGUUCUUGUAGAUCCUUCCUAUCAGGGCCAAGGGCUUGGAAAGACUCUUAUUGAGAAGCUCAUUCGGACACUUUUGCAAAGGGACAUUGGAAAUAUUUCAUUGUUUGCUGACAGUCAAGUUGUUGAAUUUUAUCAGAACCUAGGGUUUCAACCUGACCCUGAGGGUAUCAAAGGCAUGUUCUGGUACCCAAGGUCGUAGUAGUAGUUUGUAUAUGGUUGUUGGAGCGAAAGAAUCAUCAUGCAGCUGUCUAGGCAACAGUCGUGUUUCAGGCAUUUUGUUGUCAGAAGAAUCAUCCUCUUAUGAUUGUUGGAAUCUCCCAACCCCGAACCCUUAUGUUACACUAAUUCAGUAAUGUACAUUCAUGGAGAAGAUGGAGGAACACUUGUGUAUUGACUAUUGACCAUAUGAAGUAAUAACUUUUGGGAGCAUGUCAUCA
Molecule: messenger RNA, 1188 nt
Organism: Cuscuta europaea
Lineage: Eukaryota; Viridiplantae; Streptophyta; Magnoliopsida; Solanales; Convolvulaceae
Source: the annotation of a GenBank genome assembly